GCACAGCCAGGGGGCGGAGCGGGGCGGUGACCGGGUCUCCCUACGGGCGGCGGCGGCGAGAGGGGUCCGGGAGGCUCCGGCAGCCGGGAAAGGAUUCUGGUGGACAGUGCCUCACCCAAGCCAUGGCCACACGCCUCAGAUCGGCUGGCAGGAGCUGCACUGUGAUCGGGGGCUCGGGGUUCCUGGGGCAGCACAUGGUGGAGCAGCUGCUGGCCAAGGGCUACAGCGUCAACGUCUUCGACAUCCAGCAGAGCUUUGAGAGUGAGCAGGUGACCUUCUUCCUGGGAGACCUGUGUGACAAGGAGGCUCUGCUGCCAGCCCUGCAAGGAGUGUCAGUGGUGUUCCACUGUGCCUCACCGGCCCCUUCCAGUGACAACAGGGAGCUGUUCUACAAGGUGAAUUUUAUGGGAACCAAGACAGUCAUUGAAUCCUGCAAAGAAGCUGGAGUGCAGAAGUUGGUGUUAACCAGCAGUGCCAGUGUAGUUUUUGAGGGCACAGACAUAAAAAAUGGCUCAGAAGAUCUCCCCUAUGCACAAAAACCUAUUGAUUACUACACAGAGACCAAGAUCCUGCAGGAAAAGGAGGUGCUCAGUGCAAAUGACCCAGACAACAAUUUCCUCACCACUGCAAUCCGUCCCCAUGGAAUAUUUGGUCCCAGAGACCCUCAGCUGGUUCCCAUCCUCAUCCAGGCAGCUCGGAGUGGCAAAAUGAAGUUCAUCAUUGGGGAUGGAAAGAACUUGGUGGAUUUCACCUACGUAGAGAACGUGGUGCAUGGGCACAUCCUGGCUGCAGAAAAGCUGCACAAAGGCUCUCCCCUGUGUGGGAAGGCCUUUCACAUCACCAACGAUGAACCAAUUCCCUUCUGGGCGUUCAUGUCCCGCAUCCUGACGGGCCUGGACUACGACCCUCCCAAGUACCACAUUCCUUACUGGCUGGCCUAUUACCUGGCCCUGCUGCUGGCCCUGCUGCUGGCCCUGCUCAGGCCCCUGGUGACUAUCAAGGCCACCUUCACACCCAUGAGGGUGGCCCUGGCUGGCACCUUCCACUACUACAGCUGUGAGAGGGCCAAGAGGGCCAUGGGCUACAGCCCCGUGGUCAGCCUGGACGAGGCCAUUGCCAGGACUGUGCAGAGCUACCCCGGCCUGCGCCGGGCCAGGGCCUGACACCCUGCCUGGAGCCUCUGCUGCCUGAGUGCCAUCAUUUCUGACAGCUUAACACGCAGCACAUGGCACCAGUUCCCAGGAAAGAGGAGUUUUCCUGAAGUCUCUGCUCCUCCUCCUCCUCGCCAUUCCAUGUGAGAGCUGUGCUGACAGUUUGUUUCUUGGAUGUGACUUCUUGUUUGGAAACAGCUGCUGAACUCUUUGGGCUGUGAAUAAACACCCUGCUGUGCCCUCUUCAGUCCAGAGCAGGCACACCAGCAUUCCUGCUCCCCUCCCUCCACCCUUGUCCCGUGUUUUGUUGCUCUGGUGACAGCAGCCACUCUUCCUAGAGCUGCAGGCUGGGUCACAAACACUUCUGGGGCUGGCUCCCCUCUGCACUUUGGCUUUGCUCUCCACAAGAGAGCCCCGUGCCAGAAAGGACUUCUGCCACUAUCUCUGAAGUCAUUACAGCUCUUCUGGUUUUCCCUCCAUGAUCAGGGGGUGGUUUGGCUUCUCCCUGAGGCAGCAGAAGGAGCCCACAAGGAGUGUGUUGCUUUGUCCAUGCAGGAUUUAUCUGUUCCAAAUGAGCCCAAGGAAAUCACACAGAGCUGACUUUGCAGCUUUGUGUCCCAUCUCUGAGGGGGCAGAUCCCCCUCUCAGCACAGACAGGAUGUUAAUGAUUCCAUGUCGGGGCAGAGAUCUUUGGGAGCUGCCAGGUAUGGGGUUCUGCUGUUUGUCUCUGCUCCCACACACGCUUAGGAUGGUUCUUGCACGCUGGGCCUCAAAAGAUGAGUCUGAACUCUAGGUUUUUUCGGUCUUCAGAAUUGUUUAUUGUUUCUUACCUACAAAGUCCCUUCUCUGCUCGACUUGGAUCUGACCAGCACGGCAGCCAAAGGCACUCUGCCCACCCCCAAGGCGGUCACGUCUUUUAUAACAAAAACUACGUAUAUCAUAUUUACUUUUUAUCCCCAAUACCUAUCACCCUUGUCACCAGGUGCACCCUCACCCCAGACCAAUCCCCAAGUGCCAACACCACAGCAGAAGAUGGACGACAAGAAGAAGAAAGAAGAGUCUUGUGACAUGCCCUGAUUCCUCCAUCUUGUCUCCACAACCCCCCUGCACUAAAACCCCAAAAUCUGUGAUUUACCCUAUAAUUAUGUUUUCCCUUCACCAUUCACACCUGAGUGAUUCCCACAGGUUCCAUCUCCUCAUACAUCGGUGGCACAUCCCUAGAUGGAUCAAAAUCAAGCCACCAAGUGCUUUUGGCAACAUUCCAAGGCCCCCGAGCCCCCCAAGGGUUCUCUCGGUAGCUCUGGACAUCAGGAGUGAUGUGCUGAGUUCCCACAGCCUGGCAGCAGCCCCAGCACUGAUCUGCAGAUCUGCAGUGCUGGGAAGAUCCUGCAGCACCAAGCUGCUCCUCCCUGCCCUGUCCGGGCUGCUCACAGGGAUUUUUGGUGCUCUGACCACUUAGUCCAUGAAAAAACCUCUUUUCCACAAGGAAAUGGAUACAAAGCAACAGUCCCCAAGCUGUUUCCUCUGACUUGUAUGUUAAAUGUUCUUUGCCCUUUAAUCUCUCUAAGCACUUCAGUUCUGGUUUGGUUUUAAAUGAGGGGUUUAGGUUCGAGCUGGAGUUUUGCCCUGUGCAAAUUCCUGGAUCCCUGGGAGUUCUGGUGUUUCAAAUUUCAGAAGGAUGGGAAGCACCUCAGUCACAGAAUUAUGGAAUCCCAGGAUUGUCUGGGUUGGGAGGUGCCUUGAAGCUCAUCCCGUUCCACCCCCAGGGACACCUUCCACUGUCCCAGGCUGCUCCAAACCCCAUCCAACCUGGCCUGGACACUUCCAGGGAUCCAGGGGCAGCCACAACCUCCUUAACCUCAAUGUGCUGCUAUAGUCUGAUUAAAUGUCUGAUUAAAUGGGUUUUAUUUGAA
Serinus canaria (Common canary) is the source of this 3064-nucleotide messenger RNA. RefSeq names its product NAD(P) dependent steroid dehydrogenase-like (gene NSDHL). Gene Ontology annotation, molecular function: 3-beta-hydroxy-Delta5-steroid dehydrogenase (NAD+) activity. The coding region runs from base 123 to 1163 and encodes 346 amino acids. NCBI's taxonomy places the organism in Eukaryota, Metazoa, Chordata, Aves, Passeriformes, Fringillidae. Gene Ontology annotation, biological process: steroid biosynthetic process. The record is from RefSeq and is a predicted model, not a curated record. The transcript is spliced from 8 exons.